Messenger RNA from Penicillium verhagenii, 7116 nucleotides. RefSeq names its product type I polyketide synthase. Bases 1 to 7116 code for a protein of 2371 amino acids. The transcript has 7 exons. Gene Ontology annotation, biological process: fatty acid biosynthetic process; secondary metabolite biosynthetic process. Gene Ontology annotation, molecular function: oxidoreductase activity; fatty acid synthase activity; phosphopantetheine binding. The record is from RefSeq and is a predicted model, not a curated record. NCBI's taxonomy places the organism in Eukaryota, Fungi, Ascomycota, Eurotiomycetes, Eurotiales, Aspergillaceae.
AUGGGGGACAUCAACCAUACUCUGCCAGAUGAUUCUGGCGAUAUUGCUAUCAUUGGUCUGGCCUGCCGAUUCCCUGGCAGUGCAUCAAACUCCGAAAAAUUCUGGGAAUUGCUCUCCAACAAAAAAUCUGCCGCUGGAACGGUACCAGAAACACGAUGUAAUGUUGAUGCUUUCCACCAUGCGGCCAGUGAGAAACUUAAUACUCUCAGCGCUCAAAACGGGCACUUUAUUGAUCAGGAUGUUGCGGCAUUCGAUGCCCCAUUCUUUAAUAUCACGUCCCAAGAGGCUACAGCGAUGGAUCCCACAGCUCGGCUCCUGCUCGAAGUGACAUAUGAAGCGAUGGAGACAGCUGGUCUGCCACUAGAGGGCCUUGCGGGUAGCGAUACCAGCUGUCACGUCGGCUGUUUCACACGCGACUACCAUGAAAUGCUAAUGCGUGACGCCGAGACGGCGCCACUGUACGCCGGAACAGGGACAGGCUUCUCGCUGUUGUCGAACCGCAUUUCCUGGUUUUUUGAUCUGCGUGGCGCAAGCAUGACUCUAGAUACUGCAUGCUCAUCCAGUCUUGUCGGCUUGCAUCUUGCAUGCCAAGGCCUACGGGCUGGUGAAGCCACCACGGCCAUCGUGUGCGGCGCUAACUUGAUCCUCAGCCCAGAUUUGGGUAUGUGGCUGGGAAACUUGCGAAUGACCUCAACCGAUGGUCUCUCGCGCUCCUUUGCUGAGGGUGUGACAGGCUAUGGCCGGGGCGAGGGCAUUGCUACUGUAAUUCUCAAGCGUAUGAGCGAUGCUCUGCGCGACGGGGACCCCAUUCGAGCAGUCAUCCGUGGCACUGGUGUCAACCAGGAUGGCCAUACAACCGGUAUCACAGUGCCCAAUAGCGAAGCCCAGGCUGAUCUGAUCCGCUCUACCUAUCUUUAUGCGGGGUUAGACGUUGGGCAGACGGCCUACUUCGAAGCUCAUGGAACAGGAACAGCCGUUGGUGAUCCGCUAGAGCUAGGAGCUGUAGCCCAGGCCAUAAGCGCGAUGCGAGAUUCCGAUGACCCGCUCUAUGUAGGAUCUGUUAAGUCAAAUAUUGGUCAUCUUGAAGGAGCUGCUGGACUUGCGGGAGUCAUCAAGUGCGUAUUAAUGUUCGAGAACGGGGCCAUUGCCCCUAAUAUCCACUUUGAGAAGCCCAGUCGGCGCAUCCCAUUUGGCGACUGGCAUAUCGCUGUGCCAACUGAGGUUACCCCAUGGCCCUUGCACAAGCCGAAGCGAGCAAGCGUCAACUCAUUUGGCUAUGGCGGGACCAACGCCCAUGUUAUUCUCGACCACGCCGCCGAGGCGAUGGCAUCUAGAGGCCAGUCUCACUUGGAAAACGCGGUAGAUCACGAUGUGGACCCUAGGUUGUUUGUUCUCAGUGCGCCAGCAGAGUCAGCGCUGGACCGUAUGAUGGAUCGCGGCCGAGAAUUCCUCCAGAAUGAGGCAGUAGAAAAGAGUCAGAUAUCUCUUCAUCAGCUAGCCUUCACUCUGAGUGACCGCCGAUCGAAAUUCUCGUGGAAAGCAGCAACAGUGGCCUGCAGCGCCGACGAGCUUGCUGGAAACUGGUCUAAGGACAACAAGCAACAACAACUAAUCCACACACCUCAGCGAGCUCGCUUGGGCUUCGUUUUCACAGGCCAAGGUGCCCAAUACGCCCGCAUGGGCAUAGAGUUGUGGAAGUAUCCCGUGUUUCUUGAGAGUGUGCAGGCGGCAGACCGUUAUUUGAGUGCAAAACUGCACAGUGAAUGGUCGAUAAUUGCCGAAUGGGAAGCGAACGGCACAGCCUCUCAAGUUAAUCGCGCCCACCUCAGCCAACCACUCUGCACAGUGCUCCAGGUUGCCCUAGUUGAUCUGUUACGUUCAUGGCACAUCACACCUGCUGUGGUAGUGGGUCAUUCAAGUGGUGAAAUUGCAGCGGCAUACGCCAGCGGUGCUCUCUCACGAGAAGACGCAUGGACCGUCGCCUACUGCAGGGGCAAGGUUUGUGCAACUCUGUCCAGCGAUCCAUCGCACAUUCCUGGCGCAAUGCUUGCGGUGGGGCUCUCUGCAAGUGCUACUGAAGAGUAUAUUCGUACUGUCCAGACUGGCACUGUAGUAGUCGCUUGUGUUAAUUCACCGGCCUCCGUCACAGUCUCUGGAGACGCGACUGGUAUUGAUGAACUGCUCGAGAUGCUGGAACAUGCCAAAGUAUUCUGUCGCAAGCUAAAGGUGGACCUUGCCUAUCACUCCCAUCAUAUGCAGCGUGUUGCCGACACGUAUGCAGAGCUUCUCGCAGACAUCCGACCCAUUACUACCGCCACACAAGUUCAAAUGAUAUCCAGUGUGACAGGAAAAUCAAUCAAACCUGAAGAACUCGGACCUUCUUACUGGGUCCAAAACCUAGUUUCACCGGUUCUUUUUACUAACGCAUUAUCCACACUACUGCUGGAUGAUCCAUCAAGGCGGCGCCGCCGCCCUCGCGCGGGCGAAUCUGCUGUAGACCUGCUGCUGGAAAUUGGGCCCCACAGCGCACUGCGAGGUCCAUUGCGUCAAAUUCUUCAGCAGCAUGAGAUAACUAGUGUGUCAUAUGCGUCUGUCUUGCAGCGUGGCGAAAAUGCCAUCAAAUCGGCCAUUCAAAGUGCCGGUGAGCUUUACACCCGUGGAGUGCCAGUCGGCAUCCGUGCAGUCAACCGAAUAACCACUGCACCAAAGCCACUGACAAAUUGGCCUUCUUAUCCUUGGGAUCAUUCUCGCCGUUACUGGACUGAAUCGAGGCUUAGUCGCAAUUACCGGAUGCGCCGAUUCGGGCGCCAUGAUCUACUAGGGGCUCCGGCUGCGGAUGCCAGCGCAACACAACCACGUUGGCGAAAUAUUCUGCGAGUCCAGGAACAACCUUGGCUACGUGAUCAUGCAGUGGACGGGCGCCUCCUUUUUCCUGCUGCGGGAAGUCUCGCAAUGGUCAUUGAGGCCGUCCGACAACUGACAGUCGAAGGUCGUGCGGUGGCAAGUAUCCAUAUCGAGCAGGUUCGCAUUACCAAAGCGAUCAUUGUUCCUGAUGAUCCCACAGGAGUUGAGAUUGUACUUCAACUAUUGAAAGAUGAGGGAAAUGGAUCCAACACAAAAGUACAGGAAGACUGUUGGCAAUUUAUCGUGAUGACUUGUUCUGACGGCCUGGAGCUGGAACAGAAUAGCUCCGGUCGAGUGCGAGUGCGAUACACUACAACCACUGAACAUACCUCUGUAAUUCCAACAAGUGGCAAGCAGAUUCUUUGGCAGAAGGCACGAGAGGCAUCCGAGGCCGUUAUCAACGAGUGCUCACGGACAAUCGAGCCAGCCGACUUUUACCACGCCACUAAAACAGCCGGAUUGGAAUACGGCCCCCUCUUUCAGGGGCUGACACAAAUCACUGCCGGCCAGGACUGUUGUACAGCUGUAGUCCAGGUCACUGACACGAAGGCGUCGAUGCCUGCCAGUGCCCAAAGUCAACACUUGGUCCAUCCUACCACGUUGGAUGUGAUUUUCCACUCUUUGUUCGCGGCUAUAGGCGGCGAUCACUUUGACGUGCAAGAAGCUGCAGUGCCCAUUGCACUCGAUAGCCUUAUCAUUUAUCCCGACCUGUCUUCUGCAGCUGGAACGAAGCUGAGUACCUACUGUCGUACCUACCGGGAAGGAUUACGAGACCUCGUCGCGGACAUUGUUGUCACAGAUCAAGCUCCGUGCGAGGAACCUAGAAUGAUUAUCAAAGGUUUGAAAUGUAGAAAGCUCACGGGUACCGGAGAGACCGCCAGUUCUCCACUAACAAAGGCACCUGUUGGAACGCUCCUGUGGAAGCCCGAUCUCGCAUUCCUAGAUGGGCCAAAACUUCAGCGCUAUGUUGAGGGUCGCCUUGCACAAGGCACAACAUCAGAUUUGGGACAUAAAAUUGCAACUGUCGUCGACAUGGCAGCUCAUAAGAACCCUGAUCUUGCAAUCUUGCAAAUUGGAUACUCCGAGGCGCUUGUUGAGUCCUUGCUCUCAAUCUUGGUAACGGCAGAUGGUAGGACGAUGCGAUGCUCCAGCUAUACCCUUCUCGACCCAGAUGCCAAGGAGCUUGCCCAGAGCAAUGAUAUUCUCAGUAAAUUGCAGGGUGUUCUCUCUACAGACUGUCUGGAAGAUCAUGUGCAAACUUGGACGGAGAAAUCUGUGGAUAUGGCUAUCGUGUAUCAAGAUUGUCUCUCUGACGAGCAGUUCAUUCGGCUGAAGAGAUGUAUCCGACCUGACGGAAUAUUGAUCAUGCAGAAGCAUCCAGGCCGAGACAUUGACUUGAAUGAGCAUGGCGAGGUAGUCUCAGAGGCCUGGUCGUGGUUUGACAGUUUGUUUCCUUCCAGCUGGUGUAUUGGCCGAAGAAACCGUGAAACCUUGAUCAGUCUCGAACAGACUGUUACGUUAAUCGAGUCGACCAACCCCGCGCCGAGAGAGAUUGAAAUAUCACACCAACUUUCGGCACAGCUCAAUGCCAAGGGGUUGCGUACGGAAACCGUGCGAUGGCCGAUUGACCUCGUUGCCCUACAAGGCAAACCGUUGAUAUCUUUGUUAGAGCUGCACUCGAAGUUCCUGCAGGACAUUAAUGCUGAUGACUAUGACACUCUCAAAACGCUGGUGCUGAACAGUACACGCGUGCUCUGGGUGGCCAUGGGUCAGGAUCCAGGAAUGCAGGCCGCAGUGGGUUAUCUGAGAGUUCUUCAGAACGAGAAUGUGAAUCUCGAUCUAAGAUACCUACUACUCGAAGACGGCCAAGCUAUAAUAGGUUCGCCAGAGGGCGUAGCACAGACAAUUGCGAGGCUGGCACUUGCUCCAACGACAGACCGAGAGUACAUAGAGCUUGCCGGUAGUCUCCAUAUUAACCGGUGGGUGGAUGAUAAUCGCCUUGGCAGUAUCAUGACAGGCGAUGUAAGCUCACCUGAGUCUGAUUUCAUGCGCCUGGGAGAUUCUCGGAGCCCAUUGCGGCUUUGUGGAUCGCGAUAUGAAGCCUUUGAUCAUAACUCCAUGUUGGCAAAUGACGAGGUCGAGGUGCAACUGAUUGCCUUCGAAUUUGAUGGCCACAGUGAUCUAUCUGCGCUCGGAUUCAGUGGCAUCGUCGCCCUGGUUGGCAGUUCAUGCUCACGUCUCCGUCUUGGUGACAAGAUUUGGGGUUAUGUCUCUGUUGACGGGCCUCGAACCCAUCUCCGUCUAUCUGAGUCGUUGUGCCAGCUUCUGCCUGAGAGUGUCUCAUUUGAACAAGCUGCGAGCUGGGCCAUCGGGCUUGGGGGAGCAUACACGUCCUUGAUCGAUAUUGCACAGCUAAAAUCUGGCCAAUCGGUCUUUAUCCAGGAUGCCGCCAGUGUUGUUGGCCAGUUUUCAGUGCAACUAGCUCAAUCGCAUGCUGCGAUUGUGCUAGUGAGUGUGAACACCGAUGAAGAACGCCAUCGGAUGGAAGCUCUCGGGGUCAUCCCUACGCACAUCCUCGAUAAUGAUGAUCCAGACCUUAACAUAGCCAUAUCUCGCAUGUGCUCUGGAAAGGGCAUAGACGUCGUUUUGCACCAGUCAAAAGAUCGCAAGUCUCUGCCAUGUCUGUGGAGUUGUAUGGCUGCGUCAGGAAAGUUCUUGGACAUCGAUAACACAUGUGCAGUGAAAGAGGAAAGUGAUCAAAAUGGCAAUGAACCGGCACUGUCAGUUGCUCCUUUCCGCCGCGGUGCAACAUACUCUGUGUUUAGCACGGGUCAUAUGCUUCGCACAGAUCCUUCGAGGGCAGCUGAGAUUCUCAGUCGAGUGUCCCAGCUAAAGCUCUAUGGGUGCUUUAUACAGCCAAGUUCUGUGCGGGUAUUCCCAGCAUCUGAGAUUGGAAAUGCCAUGCAGAGGAAGCGGGCGGAAUCACACCCCAGCAGCGUUUGCGCUAUUUACACGUUCAAUCCUGAUGACCGGAUCCCGGUCACGCCCGAAACAGCAAAUCCUCUUGUUCUCAACCAGGAGGCUACUUAUCUGCUGGUUGGUGGCACGGGAGGUCUUGGUGCUAAUCUGGCAACAUUUCUUGCAAACAAAGGAGCACGUCACUUGGCUGUGGUGUCUCGAUCUGGCUCCUCGGCAGCAAGUGCCAAGUCGGCUGCCCAACAGCUAGCAACGAUGGGCGUGCAGGUCCGGUUCUACGCAGCUGACGUUUCAGACGAAGAAGCCAUGCAGCAGGUGCUAGAGCGAUGUGCUGCCUACAUGCCUCCAAUCCGCGGCGUAGUCCAGUGUGCGGCCGUGCUUGAGGACUCCAUCUACCAGAAUAUGACACAUGAACAGUGGCGUGCUGCUACUCGACCCAAGAUCCAUGGCUCCAUUAUCUUGCACCGAUUAUUGUUGUCGCAAGAGCUGCAAUUCUUCGUCAUGCUCAGCUCUAUCGCUGGCGUUGUCGGCAACCGCAGCCAGGCCAAUUACGCCGCUGGAAACACGGUACAAGAUGCACUGGCACACUACCGCCGCAGCCUAGGGCUACCAGCGGUUAGUGUAGACCUCGGCCUGAUGCUCGGUAUCGGUCUCAUCGCUGAACGUGGCGGCGCGACCAAUUUGAAGAAAUGGGAGGCAGUGGGUAUCCGCGAGAUGGAGUUCCACGCCCUUCUAACAGCGGCCAUGACGGGCUACUGGAGCGGUUCGCCAGUUCCCACACAACUUAUUUCUGGCCUACCCAGCGGAGGUAUUCUUGAAGCCGAACGGCUGGACCGGCCAUUUUACUUUGAUGAUCCACGCUUUGCUUAUCUCCGCAAAAAGGAUCUCGAUCAGUCAAAAAUUGGCAAGGACGGAGACCAAUCAAGUAAUGGUGUGACGCUGGUGUCACAGCUUGCUAGUGUGCAAUCACUUCGCGAAGGCGCCGAUCUCAUUGUCGAGGCCUUAAAGCACCGACUUGCUCGGGAGCUUCAGACUGCCGUCGAAAACAUUGAUGCGAAUCAACCCCUACACAGCUAUGGCGUCGAUUCGUUACUUGCAGUUGAAAUUCGCACCUGGAUCCUUGUGAAUCUUCAAGCAGAGCUUAGUCUGUUUGAUGUAUUGGGUGGUGGUAGCAUUCAUGUGCUGGGAAGCCGAAUUGCAGCUGCUUCUAAAGCGAUUCCGAUCGGGUUGCACUGA